CAGUGCAGCGAAGCGAGCGAGCGAGCGCGUCCGGGCUGCGCUGCGCGGGUUUUGUUGCGGGGCGGCUUAGCCUCGCUGGCCUUUUCGGGGUGGCCUAUGCGUGCGCGUCGGGGGGCGGGCGGGGAGGGGCGGGGAGGGGGCUGAGCGGCGAAGAAAAGGCGCCCCAGAAGACGCGGCCGAGGAAAGAAUAGAAAAGAAGAGAAGAGAAUAGAAGAGCCGGAGAAGAAAGGAAGGAAGGAAGGGGCGGGGGGCGGCCGGGGCGAGGCGCAUAAAAGGCGGCCGGGCGGGCGGCUCCGCAUCCGAGCCUGCCUGCUCGCAGCGCCCUCGCUUCGCUUCCCUCCGUGCUUGGAGCCCCCGGGAGCCGAGCCGAGCGUCCCUGGCGCCGAGGGCGCACCGCGGCCGGGCAGGAGGCAUGCUCUCCCUCGCUCUCCUGCUGGCGCUGCUCUGGGGGCGCAUCCAGGUGACUCUCACCUCCGGCCAGUUCGAGUUCGAGAUCCUGUCCAUGCAAAAUGUCAACGGGGAGCUGCAGAGCGGCCACUGCUGCGACGGGAGCCGCAACCCGGCCGACCGGCGGUGCACCAGGGACGAGUGCGACACGUAUUUCAAAGUUUGCCUGAAGGAGUAUCAGUCCCGGGUCUCCGCCGGGGGCCCCUGCAGCUUCGGAGCCGGCUCGACCCCCGUGGUCGGUGGGAAUACCUUCAAUUUGAAAUACAGUCGGAAUAACGAACGGAACCGGAUCGUGCUGCCCUUCAGCUUCGCGUGGCCGAGAUCCUACACGUUGCUGGUGGAAGCCUGGGAUUACAGUAACGACAGCGUUAAUGGAGAUAACAUUAUCGAGAAAGCGUCUCACUCCGGCAUGAUCAACCCCAGCCGUCAGUGGCAGACCUUGAGGCAGAACGCGGGCGUCGCUCACUUCGAGUACCAGAUCCGGGUCACUUGCGAUGAGCAUUAUUAUGGCUUUGGCUGCAACAAGUUCUGCCGACCACGAGAUGACUUCUUUGGGCACUACACCUGCGACCAGAACGGCAACAAAACGUGCCUGGAAGGCUGGAUGGGUCUGGAAUGUAACAAAGCCAUCUGCCGCCAAGGUUGUAGCCCCAAACACGGCUCUUGCAAAGUUCCCGGAGAGUGCAGGUGCCAGUACGGGUGGCAAGGCCAGUACUGCGACAAAUGCAUUCCUCACCCGGGCUGUGUCCAUGGCACCUGCAACGAACCGUGGCAGUGCCUCUGCGAGACCAACUGGGGUGGCCAGUUCUGCAAUAAAGAUCUGAACUAUUGUGGGACUCAUCCCCCCUGUUUGAAUGGAGGCACCUGCAGCAACACGGGCCCUGACAAAUACCAGUGCUCCUGCCCAGAGGGUUACUCGGGACAGAACUGCGAAAUCGCGGAACAUGCCUGCCUUUCGGACCCUUGCCACAAUGGAGGAAGCUGCUUUGAAACUUCGGCAGGAUUUGAGUGUGUCUGUGCUCCAGGCUGGGCAGCACCAACUUGCACCCUUAAUAUUGAUGACUGUUCUCCAAACCCCUGUGGCCAUGGAGGGACCUGCCAGGAUCUAGUUGACGGUUUUAAGUGUCUAUGCCCACCUCAGUGGACUGGCAAAACGUGCCAGAUAGAUGCCAAUGAAUGUGAGGGGAAACCGUGUCUCAAUGCCAACUCCUGCAGGAACCUGAUUGGCAGCUACUAUUGCGACUGUGUUGCUGGUUGGUCGGGCCAGAACUGUGAGCUAAAUAUUGAUGACUGUCUUGGGAAAUGUCAAAACGGAGGGACCUGUCGGGACUUGGUUAAUGGUUAUCGGUGUGUCUGCCCGGCUGGCUACGCAGGGGACAAUUGCGAGAAGGACAUCGACGAAUGUGCCAGUAACCCUUGUUUGAACGGGGGCCGCUGCCAAGAUGAAAUCAAUGGAUUCCAAUGUCUCUGCCUCGCUGGAUUCUCGGGAAAUGUCUGUCAGUUGGAUAUUGAUUAUUGCGAGCCCAAUCCCUGCCAGAACGGGGCCCAGUGCUUCAACUACGAGAACGACUACUUCUGCAGCAACUGUCCCGAAGAUUACGAAGGGAAAAACUGUUCGCACCUGAAAGACCACUGCCGUUCCACUCCUUGCGAAGUCAUUGACAGCUGUACGGUUGCGGUGGCUUCCAACAGCACGCCGGAAGGGGUCCGUUACAUCUCUUCAAACGUCUGUGGCCCCCACGGCAAGUGCAAAAGUCAGGCUGGGGGCAAGUUCACCUGCGAAUGCGAGAAAGGCUUCACCGGCACCUACUGUCACGAAAACAUCAAUGACUGUGAAAGCAACCCGUGCAGAAAUGGCGGCACUUGUAUUGACGGCAUCAACUCUUACAAAUGCAUUUGUAGCGACGGCUGGGAAGGCACCUUUUGCGAAGCAAAUAUUAACGACUGCAGUAAAAACCCUUGCCACAACGGAGGGACUUGCCGAGACUUGGUCAAUGACUUUUUUUGUGAAUGUAAAAACGGCUGGAAAGGGAAAACCUGCCAUUCGCGUGACAGCCAGUGCGACGAAGCCACGUGCAACAACGGGGGGACGUGCUACGACGAAGGGGACGCCUUCAAAUGCAUGUGCCCGGCGGGGUGGGAAGGAGCCACCUGCAAUAUCGCGAGAAACAGCAGCUGUUUGCCGAACCCCUGUCAAAACGGCGGGACUUGCGUCGUCAGCGGAGACUCUUUUACGUGCGUCUGCAAGGAAGGCUGGGAAGGACCCACCUGCACUCAGAAUACAAACGACUGCAGCCCACACCCGUGCUAUAAUAGCGGGACAUGUGUGGACGGUGAUAAUUGGUACCGGUGUGAAUGUGCUCCAGGCUUUGCUGGUCCAGACUGCAGGAUAAACAUUAACGAAUGCCAAUCUUCGCCCUGUGCUUUUGGAGCAACGUGUGUAGAUGAAAUUAACGGAUACCGUUGUAUCUGUCCGCCUGGUCGCAGUGGCCCAAGGUGUCAAGAAGUUUCAGGAAGGCCUUGCAUUGCCAAUGGCCAUUCAGUUCUAGAUGGAUCUAAAUGGGAUGACGAAUGCAAUAGCUGCCUAUGUUUGAAUGGAAAGGUUACCUGCUCUAAGGUCUGGUGUGGUCCGAAGCCUUGUCUGAUCAGUGCCAAAGGCACCAGUGAAUGUCCCACAGGGCACACCUGCGUUCCUAUUAAGGAGGACCGCUGUUUUGUGCGUCCUUGCCACAACGUGGGUGAAUGUUGGCUCUCCAAUCAACAGCCGGGAAAGAAGACGUGCAGUUCCGACUCGUACUAUCAGGACAAUUGCGCCAACAUCACGUUCACCUUUAACAAGGAGAUGAUGACUCCGGGUCUUAGCACAGAACAUAUCUGCAGUGAGCUGAGGAAUCUGAGCAUCUUGAAGAACGUCUCCGUUGAGUAUUCCAUCUACAUCACCUGUGAACCAUCCCCCUUGGCAAACAAUGAAAUCCAUGUUGCAAUCUCUGCUGAAGAUAUCCAGGAGGAAGAGAGCCCAAUAAAAGAAAUCACUGAAAAAAUUAUCGACCUGGUUAGCAAGCGUGACGGGAACAGCACACUGUUUGCAGCCGUUGCGGAAGUCCGGGUACAAAAGCGGCCAGCGAAAAGCAAAACAGAUUUCUUGGUCCCGUUGCUGAGUUCCGUGCUAACGGUGGCUUGGGUCUGCUGCCUGGUCACCGCCUUCUACUGGUGCUUCCGGAAGCGCCGGAAGCAGAGCGCCCACGCCCACUCGGCGUCGGACGACAACACCACCAACAACGUGCGGGAGCAGCUGAACCAGAUCAAGAACCCCAUUGAGAAACACGGCGCCAACGCCGUCCCCAUCAAAGACUAUGAGAACAAGAACUCCAAAAUCGCCAAAAUAAGGACACACAACUCCGAGGUGGAGGAAGACGACAUGGACAAGCACCAGCAGAAAGCCCGAUUUGCCAAGCAGGCGGCGUACACGCUGGUCGACAGAGACGAAAAGCCCCCCAACGGCACGCCCACAAAACACCCGAACUGGACAAACAAACAGGACAACCGGGACUUGGAGAGCGCGCAGAGUUUAAACCGGAUGGAGUACAUCGUAUAGCAGGCCUCGGGCGCUGCCGUGCAGGGCCUUCAGCCGACCGAUUCAAGGCAACACGGAGCUUGUAGUUCUUAAAACGGUUGUGUAAUAUUUUUCGAAUCUAAGGCUGUUGUUUGCUUAGAAUCCCUGUGUUAAUUUAAGUUUUGACAAGCUGGCUUACACUGGCAGUGAUAGUUGCUGUGGUUGGCUGGAUUACCAAGCGCUGCAUUUCACAUCUAUGCAAAACUAGUCCGAAAUGCCCCCCCUCACCCCACCCACCCACCCCCCACCCCACCCCUCAAUUCAGCUGCAGCUGAAACACCCCCGGGAAGGUCUCCUAAGGUUACUGCGUACCUUUAUUGAGCUUUUUUUUCCUGUAGCAAAAAAAGCCACGCCUCCUUUCUUCCCCCCCCCCUCCUUCUCGAGAUGUCGUGAUUUAUAUUACAAGUCUUCGACCAAGACAUUUUAUUUAUUUAUUGAAUUAGAGUUUUUUUGUAUAUUGGUUUUAUGGUGACGUACAACUAGUUCUGUAUUUGAAAGUGCCUUUGCAGUUCGGAACCACAGCAACUAUCAAAAAAAAGUUUAUUAUUUAUUUUUUUAUUGUAUUGUUUUUGUCGGGCGGGGGAGGGGGGGAGAAGGGUAGAGGGAGGGACCGGAGAACUUGUCAGCCGUUGCUGGUAAAAAGAAAAAGGAAAAAUGAAGAAUUGAGAGGGGAAAUGUGUCAAAAGUAGAAGUUUGUAUAGUCAUGUAAAUAAUUCUUUUUUUUAUUAAUCACUGUGUAUAUUUGAUUUAUUAACUUAAUAAUCAAGAGCCUUAAAUAUCAUUCCUUUUUUUAUUUAUACCUACAUGUUUAGAGUUGAAGGUGUUUUUUUUUCAUAGCAUUGUAAGCUGAUGGCUUCUUUUGACUGCCCCCGGCCCCCCUCCCCGCCCGCCCGCCCCUUGUUACUUGUUCCCUACAUGCCAAAAUUUAAGGUGUUCUGAAAAUGGAGUUUUUAUUUUUAACAAUAGGACGGGCUUUCCAGCCCCAACGCUGGCUUUUUUGUACAACGUCCGAUGCGUUUUGUCUUUUUUUAAAAAUACAAAAAACCCACACCUUCCAUAGUAUCACUUUAAAACUAUUUUGUAAGUACUGGUGGCUGAGGCAGUUUAGAACUAGAUUAGUUUUCAUUCUGUUUUUAUUUUUCUAAAAAAAAAAUUCUGGCUGCUUUGGACAUGGGGUGGGGAAAAGGAUGACGAGCAGAGAAUCUGCUACACAGCAGUUUAAGGGAACAGAGAAGAAGCUGGAACCUUUUGUAGAUGAAACACGAGAAAUGUGAGUGAUUGUAUGUAAUUAAAAAAUAUCACAUUAGUGUGUGAAGUUGGAAACACCGAAAUCUUAUUUUGUAACCUCUUGAUUUCUCCCCGCCCCGCCCCCAAAACCAUGAAUAGGUAACGUUGAACCACUUGUAGAUUUGAUUUCUUUUCUUUUGUAAUCUACUGUAUUUAGAAAGUAUUCUAGUAAGCUAGUUGUUGAAUACUUGAACAGUAGAAUAUUCAGUCAGGCCAUAGAAUCCACUGCCCGCCUUAAAAGAAGAGGAAAUCAAAGUGCUAUUAUAAAGUUGAGAGAUCAAAAAUGAAUUUUAAAAAAAAAGGCUUAAGAUUUAAUUAUCUUGAUGGGUCAACCACUGAGAUCAUAAAAGAUAUCUUGUACGGUAAUAUUAGUGUUACACGAACAUGAAAAUACAUCUUGGAUGUGUUAUUCCUGGCAAUAAAUCUUGAAAAAUAUUUAUUAAAUUUUUUUUGUAUGAAAACAUGAAAA
Messenger RNA from Sphaerodactylus townsendi, 5816 nucleotides. RefSeq names its product jagged canonical Notch ligand 1 (gene JAG1). Lineage: Eukaryota; Metazoa; Chordata; Lepidosauria; Squamata; Sphaerodactylidae. The transcript has 26 exons. Gene Ontology annotation, cellular component: protein-containing complex; plasma membrane. Gene Ontology annotation, molecular function: calcium ion binding; Notch binding. The record is from RefSeq and is a predicted model, not a curated record. Bases 413 to 4042 code for a protein of 1209 amino acids. Gene Ontology annotation, biological process: cell communication; Notch signaling pathway; multicellular organism development.